This is a messenger RNA of Ictidomys tridecemlineatus (thirteen-lined ground squirrel), 1420 nucleotides long. It is a transcript of the gene Guca1a, whose product is annotated as guanylate cyclase activator 1A. Gene Ontology annotation, molecular function: calcium sensitive guanylate cyclase activator activity; calcium ion binding. The record is from RefSeq and is a predicted model, not a curated record. NCBI's taxonomy places the organism in Eukaryota, Metazoa, Chordata, Mammalia, Rodentia, Sciuridae. Gene Ontology annotation, biological process: positive regulation of guanylate cyclase activity; visual perception. Gene Ontology annotation, cellular component: cone photoreceptor outer segment; photoreceptor inner segment.
UGCAAGGGUUUGUGGGGGAUGUCCCCUCGCUCUGGGCGCAGGCCGUGCCCAUUUCCUCUCUGCUCCCUCCUCUCCACGUCUCUUGCUCUGACCUGGAGCACUCAGGCCUGUGAGGCAGGAGGGCCAGCUGCAGGAGGCCAGGCCUCUCGGGUGCAGGGGUAGCGGGGCACAGGACCACCUUGGGCAUCGGCCUUCUGCAGGCAGGGGCCAUGGGCAACGUGGUGGAGGGUAAGUCUGUGGAGGAGCUGAGCAGCACCGAGUGCCACCAGUGGUAUAAGAAGUUCAUGACCGAGUGUCCCUCUGGCCAGCUCACCCUCUACGAGUUCCGCCAGUUCUUCGGCCUCAAGAACCUGAGCCCCUGGGCCAGCAAGUACGUGGAGCAGAUGUUCGAGACCUUUGACUUCAACAAGGACGGAUACAUUGACUUCAUGGAGUACGUGGCGGCGCUCAGCCUGGUCCUCAAGGGGAAGGUGGAGCAGAAGUUGCGCUGGUACUUCAAGCUCUACGACGUCGACGGCAAUGGCUGCAUCGACAGGGAGGAGCUGCUCACCAUCAUCCAGGCCAUUCGAACUAUUAACCCCUGGAGCGACACGACCAUGACUGCAGAGGAGUUCACAGACACCGUGUUCACCAAGAUUGACGUCAAUGGGGAUGGGGAACUCUCCCUGGAGGAGUUCAUGGAGGGCGUCCAGAAGGACCAGGAGCUCCUGGACACGCUGACACGAAGCCUGGACCUCACCGGCAUCGUGCGCAGGCUCCAGUCCGGCGAGCCGGAUGACGAUGUCCCUGGCAAGGACGCCACUGAGGCCUCCGGCUGAGCCGCGCCCAGCUGCUGCUGUCUGGGGGCCGGGGCUACACGGUGGUGCCUGGCGUCGCUAUUGUGCUUGUCUUAAUAUUAUAUAGGGUCUCCCGAAUCCAAAGGCUCGGCUCACCUCUUUGGGGUCCAGGGUGGCAGCAGGAGGGGAGGAGGGGCAGAAGUGGGACUCCAGAGUGAAAAUGGUUCCUGCCCCCCCCACCCCCAGACUCAGCUGUCGGUGAUGCUCCUUGGUGUCCUGGGGUUCCUCCCUCGCUCCUUUGGGGCUCCUCACCCAGCUUUUCCCAGUGUCCCCACUGCAUUUCUCCGGUCCACAGUGGAAGCUCUGAGCCAGAGCAGAGGUUUCCUGGGUCUCUGAUGGAAUUCUACAGAUCUAUCUGAGUGCGGAGAUGGCGUCCUGCCCCAGACCCAGGAACCUACUUGUGUGGUUUGUGUUAAUUCUUUCCUCCCUUCGACAAGCCUUUAUUGAGCACCUACUGUGUAUUGACACUAAAUAUUAGAUGAACAAAGAAGUCAGUUCUCAUCCUCAAGGAACUCAUAAGCUCGUGGGAGACACAUAGACCAGCAUCAUUGUAAUAAAAUUGGCAAAGAAAAGUUAUAAAGUAA